AUGUCCCAUUCAGCGUCCUCCUCAAUAUCGGCAACCCUGACGGCCAGCGGUAGCUCCCUUUCCAAUCCGAACCUUGAAAUUAGUAACGAAGAGAAGAAUAGUGUUGUCAUCAAGGUGGGAAUGGUUGGGGACUCUCAGAUCGGGAAGACAAGUCUCAUGGUGAAAUACGUGGAGGGAAGUUUUGACGAAGACUACAUCCAGACGCUGGGCGUUAAUUUCAUGGAGAAAACUAUCUCCGUUAGAAGAACGACUAUCACAUUUUCUAUAUGGGAUCUUGGAGGACAACGAGAAUUCGUAAAUAUGCUGCCACUUGUAUGCAACGAUGCCGUUGCGAUUCUAUUCAUGUUCGAUCUCUCACGCAAAUCGACGUUGAAUUCGGUGAAGGAAUGGUAUCGGCAAGCAAGAGGGUUCAACAAGACUGCAAUACCGUUCUUGAUAGGUACCAAAUUUGAUCAGUUCGCCACAUUUCCUCGAGAUGAACAAGAGGAAAUCACGAAACAGGCAAAACGGUUUGCUCGCGCGAUGCAUGCAUCAUUAAUAUUUUGCUCGACCUCGGCAUCAAUAAACGUACAAAAGAUUUUCAAGAUCGUGCUAGCUAAAGCCUUCGACCUCAAAUGCGUCAUUCCGGAGAUCGAAGGGGUAGGAGAACCUAUCUUGAUCUACGUGGAUGUAUAG
This is a messenger RNA of Marasmius oreades (fairy-ring Marasmius), 675 nucleotides long. RefSeq names its product septum-promoting GTP-binding protein 1 (gene SPG1). NCBI's taxonomy places the organism in Eukaryota, Fungi, Basidiomycota, Agaricomycetes, Agaricales, Marasmiaceae. Gene Ontology annotation, molecular function: GTP binding; GTPase activity. The record is from RefSeq and is a predicted model, not a curated record. The transcript has 5 exons. Bases 1 to 675 code for a protein of 224 amino acids.